Molecule: messenger RNA, 1356 nt
Organism: Cyclocybe aegerita
Lineage: Eukaryota; Fungi; Basidiomycota; Agaricomycetes; Agaricales; Hemipholiotaceae
Source: the annotation of a GenBank genome assembly
AUGGUGAAAAGGUUUAAAAGCAGCACCAAUGCCAACGCCAAAACCAACAACUCCCCAGUCGACCCAGCUGGUCCCCCUUCUGGUGGAACUACCAACCCCAGCCAGGCCGGCGCCAACACCCGUCAACCUGUCGGUUGGAAUGACCCGACAGCAGGGCCUUACCAGCGCUAUGGGGGGAUGGACUGGCCGAAUCUAUCCCACCCCCACGCACCACAUGCCAUGCCACAGUACCCUCCUCCAGGAUAUCUCACUCAAUAUGCACCGGUACAACCCUUACCCACCCACCUCUGGCCCGAACGAUGCCCCGCAUGGACCAUACCACCCUCCGCCCCCCAUUGCUGGCCCAUCUCGCCAACCCGCGCUCUCUUACCCCUCCCUGAGGAUGACGAUGACGACUUUCCACCCACUCACAAGCUGCUCCCGAAGAUUGCAAAACCUGCCUCGAAGGUGGCCGGCAGCCGCUGCCCUGCUCCCUCAAAGGGCAAGGGUAAACAGAAAGCCGACACCCCAGCGACUGUCAGCAAGCGGAAGGCAGCUGGUCAUGCUGACAACGAACCGGCUGCCAAAUGUGUUAAACGUGGUGGCCGUAUUGCUGGGGCUGUCAACUACAAUGACGAUGACAUCGACCAAUUGCUUGACCUUCUUGAAGACCACCUCCCCACCGGUGGAUAUGGGUGGAACACCGUUGGCGCUGCGUACAAUGAGUGGGCAAACAGCUGUGGACGGCCCGAGAGGACGGUUAAGUCCUUAGAGCUGAAAUACAAACAGUAUGUUCGUGCCACAAAGCCAACAGGAGAUGCAGAAUGCCCACCCUACGUUGAGCGCUCUCAUUACAUUGAGAGUCUCAUCAACAGCAAGGCCGAGACGCGAGAUUUGGAUGACUCGGAGAUUGUCGAUGUUGUCGAACUCAGUUCUGGAUCUGAGGACGAGGAUGAGGACCACGAGACCGACAAAGAAGAUGCCGACCCACCGCGCAAGGACUCUACCAACACCCAACGGCAGCGUGCAACCAAGUCGAAGAUCAAGAAGGACACUGAAGAGCGUGGGCCCAUGGCUCGCCGCCCCCCAGCUGACAAGAUUCUUCAGCCUCGUGCUCGGAAUUCAUCCCGGAACGAUGCACAGCAGCUACUGUCCUCAAUCUCUACUGCUCUUGAUCCCGCAACUCAGGCUGCCCGCGACGAGGAUCGGGCUUCGCGUUCAUUGCACACGACUCAGCUGCUCACAAUGGGCCAACAACUCCGCGAUGCACAUGCCACAAUUGAAAGCCUACGCACCCAGCUCCAGCAGGCCGAACGAGCAAGAUAUGAAGCGUCAGGCGGAUCGUAUCGAGUUGAUGUCCCUCUUUCGCCGCAGUAA